CCUACCUAAAUAAAAAUAGUAAUUUAUUAAUAAAAACUAAAUAGUUAAAUAAUGGUAUACUAUGAUAUUUAUUUUGGUAGCAUAACUAAUAUUUAUUAUUAAUUGUAUAUGUGUGCACCGGCAUCUUGCACAAGCAUUAAAAGUUAUAAUAAUAUUAAUAUCUAAGUUCAGGAGAUAGGUACACAAACGUUUUUGUUUUUUAACUUGAGGGUGUUGAAUUGGCUGUAUGACCCAACUAGCAGAAGUGUAGCUCACACUUGAUUAUAACUAUCUAAAGCUUUACCAAACUUCACAUCAUGACUGAUACGCAGAAGGAAAUGGAAGAGAACAGCUUAGAUAUUGAUGGAGGCAAUUUUAAUUCGGAGAUGUAUUUGGAUUGUCUUUUGAAGUGUGCCUCUUUGAGACAAGUUAUGGACAAGGAAGCUGAAAUUGUAAAUCAAAGCCAAUACUUACAAUCUGAAAUGCAAACAUUAGUAUAUGAAAAUUAUAAUAAGUUUAUAUCUGCCACUGAAACGGUGCGCAAAAUGCGUUCUGACUUUCAAAUAAUGCAGGAAGAAAUGAAUAAAUUAAGUGAAAAUAUGAAUAAAAUAACAGCAUUUAGUUCUCAGAUAUCUGAAUCUCUAAAAGACAGUGGUAAUAAUGUAAAUAGACUCUGCAGUACCCGUCAGCUCCUAGACAAAUUGCAGUUCCUAUUCUUAUUACCUACUCAGUUGAAUACAGCAAUACAAGAAAAAAGAUACACAGAUGCUGUCAAUGAUUAUGUGCACGCUCAAAAAGUAUUACAUAAAUAUGGUGAUCAGCCUUCAUUCCAAAGCAUUCAAACCGAAUGUUCAGAAAUAAUUUGUGCCCUCAAGAAGAGUUUAAAGGAGAGGCUACUUAGUCCGGAGACCUCAGCUUCAGAGUUAGCAGAGAGUGUGGGUUUAUUGAGGCAACUGCAAGAAUCAGAUUCAUCACUUCAAGAUAUAUUCUUGAAUUGUGCAGAAAGUAGGCUUGACCAACAUCUUAAAGUUUUAAGUGCAAUGGUUGACAGUACAGAUAUAUUAGCUUGGGUGGAAAAGUGCAACAAUACAUUGUUGGCUGAUUUAGGGAUUGUUAUUUCUUGUUAUGAUGACAUAUUUCAAGAUAAGCAUAGUGCUCACUUACCAGACUUUGCUCAAAAAGUGAUGUCACAGGUGUUUAAACUAUUUGAGGAUGUUGUGAAAAGACCAGAAAAUGCUGGAACAGAAAUUUUGAUAAGAGGGUUAGACAAAUUCUUUAGAAAAUUACAGGCAAUGUCUCAGAUUGUUUGUAGUGAUGCAGUUUCCAGCAAAGCUCUAGAUGUUGUAGUUCAAUGUGUCAAUCAUAAAGCAAAUCUACAAAAGCAAACUAUUCAGGUUCAGUUUAAAGAAAAUCUUAUGAAAGUAAGACAAUCUCUUGCCAGCAAGGGUACUGAAAAUGCUGAUCUCAAAGAUAUAUUAAAUUCACUACAAGUACAUUUAAUGCAGAAAAUUCAAGCAUCACUUCUCGAUUUAAUGGCUUUCUUGCAGAGUAAUUUGUCUUUUGGUUUGAAACCUUGGUGUGCCCAAGCAGUAGCUGAGGGAUGCUGGAGAGUAAUAUCGGAGACAUUGAUUGAUCUCUCCGAGAUGGUUAAGCAAAUGUCAGUCCUCCAAUCAUCAAAUAAUAUCCCAUUUGAACUGCUUCUUGUUUUGGCAAAGUUAUGCUUGGACAUGCAAGAACCGGGAGUGACAACAUUACAUACCCACCUUACCAAACUUUUAGAGGAAUCAGCACCUGGUACAACCUUUGAAAAAAAAGAUACUAAUAGCAUCAUGGUGAAUUUAUCAACUGCUGCCCAAUCUGCAUUAGAUUGUGAAGUUGUCUACAUUGGACAAAUGGCAGCACAGAUGUUGAGAGUGUCUGUACUUGCUCGUGAUUGGCUCCGUGCACCAGAACCUAGAGGUCCGAGAGCUGUUUGCAGAAGAGUAGUGGAAACUCUUGCUAGUGCAGAUAGUGCAGCAAGCCAACUGUUCCCAACAAGCUUAAAGCCAUCAAGUGACUCAAGUAGACGAACAAUUUGGUCCAGAGCUCCAUCAUCAUUUUCACCAAUUAAUAGAUUAUUCUCUGAAAGAAUAGAAGUGUUUAGUCCAGCAGGAGCUGAUAGAGCAGCUUUGUCAAAUGGUGCACUAAAAGUUGCAUUAAAAGCUUUGGUGGAAUGUGUAAGAUUGCGUACUUUCAGUCGCCAUGGACUCCAACAAUUACAAGUUGAUGUACAUUUCCUUCAACAAAGAUUGUCAUGUAUGGGUACUGAUGAGAGGCUACUGAAUGCACUAUUAGAAGAUGCUUUAGCAUCAGCACAACUAAGGUGUGUUGAUCCACAGCUUAUGGAACCAAGUAUUGUUGAUAUUAUAUGUGAACGAGGAUGAAUUUUAUGGAUGCUUUAAUUUAUAAGAAAGUUAUUUGUUAGAAAUCCAUAUUAAUACAAUAUUAGUUUAUAAGUUCAAAUGACUAAAGCACUAUUUUAUAAUAUUAUAUUUAUAUGACAGUAUAUUAUAUUCAUGUAGGUACCAAGGUUUAUUAUAAAUAAAAACCACCAUACUUUUGUAUUUUAUUGUAACCCAAUAAUGAAAAUUGCAGCAUAUUAAAAAUAAAGAUAUCUACUCAA
This is a messenger RNA of Leptidea sinapis, 2641 nucleotides long. RefSeq names its product vacuolar protein sorting-associated protein 51 homolog (gene Vps51). The coding region runs from base 297 to 2402 and encodes 701 amino acids. NCBI's taxonomy places the organism in Eukaryota, Metazoa, Arthropoda, Insecta, Lepidoptera, Pieridae. Gene Ontology annotation, biological process: Golgi vesicle transport; retrograde transport, endosome to Golgi; Golgi organization. The record is from RefSeq and is a predicted model, not a curated record. The transcript has a single exon. Gene Ontology annotation, cellular component: EARP complex; GARP complex; membrane.